AAUAAAACAGAGAGAGAGAGAGAGUGAGUGAGAGAGUGUGUGUGUGUUUGUUCAGCAUAUGCAUACACUCCAAAACCUACUGCUACUGGUCAGGUAUGUGCUAACAGAUAUCUCCACCACCACCGCUUCUCUCUUUUCUCUCUCAUUAUUUCUUCCUUCUUUCUCUCUACAGUGAAACCAAACCAAAAAAACAAAACAAAAACAAGUCCAAGAUUUCAUUUUUUUCAUGGGUUCUUAUGAAGCCACAGAUGUGGUUCUCUCAAAAAUCAAAAACCUUGACCCAGAAAAUGCCUCAAAAAUCAUGGGUUUUCUUCUCAUGAACCUUGAAGAAUCUGAAUUAGUACGCUUAGCUUGUAGUCCUGACCCUGUGCUGCAUACCCUUGUUCUGAGGGUUAAGACCCAUUUGGGUUCGACACUCUCUUCUCCUUCUUCUCCUUCUCCUCUGAACCCCAUAUCAAGACUCACUAGGACUUCUAGUAACCCAUUCUCUAAGUCUUCUCCUAGAAUGCCUACCAAUGCCUUUGACUUCACUAAGAACCCAUCUUCACCCUCCUCGCAUGUUUGGCCACACUCUGGGUUCCCUAACAACCCCAAUGCCCCAAAGUUGAGUCCUUUACUCUCUUACGAGAAUAUCCGAGCCGCCUCUUCAUUUUCUUCACCCCGUGUCAAUGGUGAUUGUAACACUGUUCAUGAUUUUGUUGAUGAGGAACAAGUGAAUGAGUACUUUCCCUUCCUCAAUGAGUCAUCUAAGAACGAGGAUUUGGUCGAUCCACGUCUCGAAUUGGGUUUUAGGGCUCACAAUUGGAACUCUGUCAACAAUGGCGAUGCACAUUUCCACAGAAGGAGUUACUCUGCUAGCGAUGCUUGUUUUGGAGGAUGUGAGGAACCAGUAAUUGGUUAUAAGCCAUGCCUUUACUUUGCCAAAGGGUUCUGUAAAAAUGGUACCAAUUGCAAAUUUGUGCAUGGGGGUUUGUCUGAUUCAUUGGAUGCUGCUGUCACUGUUGGUUCUCCUAGUAAGUUUGAGGGUUUAGAGCAACGUGAAGAGUUUAUCAGAUUCAAGGCCGCGCAACAUCAAAGAUUAAUGGCUGCAUCACAGCUAGUGGCUGGAGCUUCACCAUCCUCAUACGACAGAUACAUUGAUUUUUUGAUGCAGCAACAAAAUGAUCACCAGAGAGCAGCACUCAUGAUGGGCGAAGAAUUUUACAACUUUGGCCGGGGCAGGCUUGAAAGGAAUGACUUUCUAGCCAUGGUUUCUGGAGAAAAAUCCAACUCUGCUUCGCGACAGAUUUAUUUAACAUUCCCUGCUGAAAGCACAUUCAAAGAUGAAGAUGUUUCAGAGUACUUUAGCAAAUUUGGACCUGUACAAGAUGUGAGAAUUCCUUACCAGCAAAAGCGAAUGUUUGGGUUUGUUACCUUUGUCUAUCCAGAGACAGUGAGACUCAUUUUAUCCAAAGGGAAUCCUCAUUUUAUCUGUGAUUCUCGUGUACUUGUCAAGCCCUACAAGGAGAAGGGGAAAAUCCCUGACAAGAGACAGCAGCAUCAACAACAGCAAUUAGAGAGGGGAGAUUUUUCGCCAUGUUUAAGUCCUUCUGGGUUUGACUCUAAAGAGCCUUGUGAUUUCCAUCUUGGAGCGAGAAUGUUAUAUAAUCCGCAUGAUGUCUUAUUGAGAAAAAAAUUCGAGGAGCAGGCUGAGUUGCAGCAAUCCAUUGAACUUCAAGCAAGAAGGCUGAAUAAUCUGCAGCUUCCAGACUUCAAGAAUAAUCCCAUUCACCAAAACCAACAUCAACGCAGUCUCUCUGUUGGUGCUCCUUUUCCCCUGCCCUAUCAACUUUACAGUCAUACUAACAAUGCGGGUCAUUCUUCUGAUAGCAUUAAAGGAGAUAUUACAGGCUACGGUGACAGCCUCACUUCUACUAAAUCUUUAGGUACUGCAUCUGAGCAGCAGCAGCCACGAAAGGAGGUUGAUCCAGCUUGCGUUGAUGAUACUGAUAGUGGGAAUAUAAAGGAUGGUGCAAAUGCAGAAGUCAUAGAUCAUAGUAAUAGAAGUGUGGAGCAGGCCCUUCCUGAUAGCCUUUUUGCUUCACCAACAAAAGCAGCUGGAGAUUAUGUGCCUAACUUCUCUACACUGGCAGAGGUCAACGAGAGCUCAUCUUCUCACAAGAAGUUAGAACUGACAACCACUUCUGGUGAUGUCGCUUCUCGUUAAUCAAGAUUUUCAACUGUAGGUAAUAAUAAGAAUAGAAGUGGCCAGCAGGGGGUCAUUUUUAUUAGGAUUUAUAGAAGCAUGUAGAAGAAAGAAUCUUCUAGAUGUAUAGCCGAAUAUACCUAGAUCAAAAGAAUUAGAUCCUAGAGAAGAAGCAAAUGAGGUCACCAUCGCCAUCGCCAUCAUCAUCAAUACAUACUACUAACAGCAAGCGAUACAUAUUGCAUACUUGGACAGACAUAUUGGUGUACAAGAGUAGUUUUCCUUUCCUCCUUUCCCUUCUUUUGUUUUGCUCCCCAUCCCCUGUAGGUGUGUUUCACCAGACCUAGACAGAACAAAUCUGAUUUGGUUUAAUUAUCCAAGUAGUUUAUUUAAACCAUGUUUCUUUGUUGAUAAUAUUUACAACAUUUAAGUUUCAAUCUAUUUUAAGCUA
Messenger RNA from Gastrolobium bilobum, 2636 nucleotides. RefSeq names its product zinc finger CCCH domain-containing protein 55-like. Gene Ontology annotation, molecular function: metal ion binding; RNA binding. The coding region runs from base 227 to 2206 and encodes 659 amino acids. Lineage: Eukaryota; Viridiplantae; Streptophyta; Magnoliopsida; Fabales; Fabaceae. The transcript has 8 exons. The record is from RefSeq and is a predicted model, not a curated record.